UCCUCCCUCGUCCCCAGCCUGGACAGCCCAGGCCCAGAGCUGUGCGCCAGGCAUGCAGUUGAAGCCCAGCAGGUCUGAGUGUGCGAUUCUGCCAGUGCCCAGCCAGGUAGCUCGAUCGUUUUCCCAACGCCUCUGAUCCUCUUUGCUGCAAUGCAGAGUGGGUGUGAGGUCGCCUGCUUCUCAGGGUGCCAAUAAAGGAGUGACGUGCAGACUCGUGCAUGCUCCACGCGCUGCCUCUCUGUGCCGGGCCACCACACGUCGCCAAACAGGCUGUGGUACAGAUCUCCAUGAGCCGGUCCCAGAUAGCCCUGCUGGGCCUGGGCCUGCUGCUCAUGCUGCUGCUGUACGUGGGGCUGCCAGGCCCCCCUGGGCAGACCGCCUGGCUCUGGGGAGAUCCUAAUGUCACAAUCCUGGCUGGUUUCACCCCUGGCAACUCCCCCAUCUUUUACCGUGAGGUGCUCCCUCUCCACCGGGCACGCAGGGUGGAAGUGGUGCUGCUCCAUGGAAAAGCCUUUAACUCCCACACAUGGGAGCAGCUGGGCACACUGCAGCUGCUGGCACAGAGGGGCUACCGCGCUGUGGCCCUUGACCUCCCAGGUUUUGGGAACUCAGCACCUGCGAAGGAGGCAGUCACAGAGGCAGGCCGGGCACAGCUGCUGGAGCGCGUGCUGCGGGACCUGCAGGUGCGGAAUGCCGUGCUGGUGAGCCCCUCACUGAGCGGCCACUAUGCCCUGCCCUUCCUGAUGCAACACCACCAUCAGCUGCACGGAUUCGUGCCCAUCGCUCCUGCCUCCACCCAGAACUACACCCAGGAACAGUUCUGGGCCGUGAAGACCCCGACUCUCGUCCUGUAUGGGGAACUGGACCGCAUCCUGGCUCGGGAGUCGUUGCGGCAGCUUCGUCACCUGCCCAACCACUCCGUGGUAAAGCUGCACGGCGCAGGUCAUGCCUGCUACCUCCACAAGCCCAAAGACUUCCAUCUUGUCCUCCUCGCCUUCCUUGACCACCUGCCUUGAGCUCACCCCCUUAGCUUGAAGGGUCUGGACCAGUCUCCGACCAGGGAGGCAGCCCCUGGGAAUGGGGGGGGGGGAAGGCCAGAGGGCCACACCCAAUCAGGACCUCUCAUUUUAUCAUACAGGCACAAUAAAUAAAAGCGUUUUGUCAUGC
Molecule: messenger RNA, 1167 nt
Organism: Molossus molossus (Pallas's mastiff bat)
Lineage: Eukaryota; Metazoa; Chordata; Mammalia; Chiroptera; Molossidae
Gene: ABHD14A
Product: abhydrolase domain containing 14A
Exons: 5
Coding region: 219-1016 (265 amino acids)
Cellular component (GO): cytoplasm
Source: RefSeq, a predicted model, not a curated record